Molecule: messenger RNA, 1228 nt
Organism: Prorocentrum cordatum
Lineage: Eukaryota; Dinophyceae; Prorocentrales; Prorocentraceae
Source: the annotation of a GenBank genome assembly
GCCGCGGCGGCAGCCUGUCCGGGUCCCGCCCAGACCCCCCUGAGGAGUCAUGAUGCUCUCUUUUGAGACCACUAGAAACCUAUCAGCAAGAGCUGUUAGGUAAAAAGCGCACCCUUCAAGUCGCCCUACAGCAGCAACCCAUUCAAAAAGGUCAAGGUGCAAGGCGACGUGACUCGCCACGCACCCAUGGCCGCUGCCGCUUCGGACCGUGGGUGCGUUCCUGCGGAGACAUUCACCUUCAACCCCAACGCGCCCGCGGUUGAGCCUGAGGCCACUUCUCAUUGGGAGCCGAUCGGCCCGUACUCAGAGUCCUUCGUGAUCUACCCCUCAGGACUCGCGUGCACGCGCGGGACUACGGUUUUCUCAUAUGCUCCUUGUUGGUCGCACGGCCGAUGCAACAACGUACAUGUCAGUUCAGGCGUUGAGGCCACUGCCAAGCCUUCUGUCUCGGAACUCGAUUCCUACCAGAAGGAGGUCGACGCCCAGCUGGCAGCGUGGCGCACGAUGGCACCAUCUUCCAGACUUUUUCUGCGCCGCCUUGCCCGUGUGGACGGUGCGGCGGCCGAGGCUGACUAUAUGAAGACAGUAUAGUCCCAGCUGACUGUUUGGCGGAGUGCGCUGCCGACCGCCAGACCUUUCGCACGCAAGCGGUUGUCCCUGGAUUCGUCAUCGCAGGCACUUGCUGCUUACGCUGCUGGUAUCGACCCCGUACUUUGUGAUUACCGUCGCACACCUUGCGACGCUGUUCCUGAUUCUGAAUCCCAGCGCCUUCCGUUUAAGUUUGCUCCGAACAGUUUCCGCCUUCCCGAUUGCUAUACCGAUGGAGAUCCUUGGAGGGAGUACCUUCGGCAGCGGUAGAAGCGGUAGAUGCCUUAGACGGGAGUAGGGUGGAGUGAUUGAGAGAGGAGCAGGAGUGUUUUCGAUGUUGCAUAGCUGUGCCGCCUUGUUCUCAUCGGUUGUAGAUUGCCAGUCGCUGCUCGUUCUUAUCAGGUGCAGGCGGUGCAGGAUUUGAUUUGAUGUUUCACAGCGCCGCUGUGCUAUCAUUGUCUGUAGUUGAGCCUGCACUCUGCUUUCGGUCCCUCGGCGUUUCGGUUCCCCUUUUCUUCGGUCGUGUCCCUCCGCUCGUUUGUCUGUGGUUCCUGGGGCCCUUCCCUCUUUCUCUUACGGCCCUUUUGGGCCCCUUCCGUCCCGCGUCGGCUACGUGCUUUUCUUGUUCCGGCGAUAGCCC